AUGAUUAAACUUUAUUCUUUAAAGCAACAUAAAAAAGACGGGGAAACUCCAAAGUCGGGGAAUCAAAGAAAAGCAUCUGCUGCACAUCUUAGAAUAACAAAAGAUUUAAAUGAACUUACUUUACCAAAAACAUGCACCACUGAAUUUCCUGAUCCGGAUGAUUUAUUAAAUUUCAAAUUGACUAUCUGCCCAGAUGAAGGAUCAUACAAAGGUGGAAAAUUCAAUUUUAGUUUUAAGGUUGGAGUCAACUAUCCGCAUGAACCGCCUAAAGUAAAAUGUGAAACAACAGUUUACCAUCCAAAUAUAGAUCUCGAUGGCAAUGUGUGUUUAAACAUAUUACGCGAAGAUUGGAAGCCAGUGCUGACCAUAAACAGUGUUAUUUAUGGCUUGCAGUAUUUGUUCCUGGAACCUAAUCCAGAAGAUCCUCUGAAUAAAGAAGCUGCAGAUGUUUUGCAGAAUAACAAAAGGUUGUUUGAUAUGAAUGUACAAAAAGCAAUGAGAGGUGGAGUUAUUGGCAAUACAUACUUUGAAAAGUGCUUAAAAUAA
Macrosiphum euphorbiae (potato aphid) is the source of this 546-nucleotide messenger RNA. NCBI's taxonomy places the organism in Eukaryota, Metazoa, Arthropoda, Insecta, Hemiptera, Aphididae. The record is from the annotation of a GenBank genome assembly.